CUGGGAAAACGGAGGUGCGGAGGGAUGGGAGCAGCGGGGUCCCGAGGUGCGCCGGGCGUUUUUUUUUUCCCCCCACCAGUGAUGUUUCUGGCUGUUUUUUCUUGCAGAGUCAGGUUUUUUCUUUUGAGGAGGGCUGAACCGCUGCCAGAAAAGCGCUCGAAAGCCCGGAAAUGAGACAGUCGCUCCCAAAUCCGCCCUUCGAUUCAAAGCGUCUCUGCGAGAGGAGUCGUCGCUGCGAGCGGUUCCCCGCGAGGUGGAGACGCAGCAAAUGAAAGCAACCAGCAACCAGGAACUUAUGGAGCCCGGGCUUCAGGCAGGAGCACAGCAAGAGCGAUGCUGGGGAGCUGUCUAACAGCCAGACCGGUUCGGGGAGAGCCUCAGCGGUGAUGCUGCCUUAAACCCCCAGCGCAAGCGCAUCUCUGGCAACGAUGGGGAAAGGCUGCCAAGAGAGGAAGGCCGUAGAAGAAGGAGAAAUUUUCGACUCUCCGGAAAAUACGGAGAAACCGAGCGAAUGGGGUGAAUCAGUGUCCAGCAAGGCAGAAAGGAAACGCACCUCCUCACGACGUACUUUGGUCAUCAUGUUGAUCUUCUUGGUGCUCAUCGGGGCGUUGAUAGGCUUGAGCGUGUCCGUGGCGAUGUCCUCCUUGUCUUCCCCUGGCUUCUCCUACGUGUGUCCCGAUACCUGGUUGGGUUUCCGAGGAAAAUGCUACUACUUCUCCAUCAACGAGAGCGACUGGCACUCCAGCCAGAAGAGCUGCGAGGCCGUCGGCGCUUCGCUGGCCGACGUCAGCAGCGAGGACGAAUUGAUCUUCAUCAAGCGUUACAAGGGUCCGGCUAACCACUGGUUCGGGCUGAGGAAGGAGGGCGACGAGAGCUGGAGGUGGACUAACGGCACAGCUUUCAACAACUGGUUCGAGGUGAGAGGAGGAGGACGGUGCGCGUACAUCAACGAGAAGAGGGUGAGCUCCUCCCUGUGCCGCACGAGCAAGAACUGGGUCUGCAGCAGACCCGACAGCUACGUCCUCUGGAAAGGAAAUAAGAACCCGUGAUUCAAGACAGUGGAAAGGAGAAAUUGAGAAGCUGUUUUGGGGUUGUUUUUGCUUUUUUUUUUUCCUCCCCCACCCUCCCCUUUUCCUCAGCUGUGUUUGCAGGUAGACCUGCUUACCAAAGCUGUGUACACCACCAAUAAAAAAAAUUUGGUAGGACUUUCCUAGCACUGGUGUUUCUGUCAUUGCUAUGCAGCUACAUAUAUAUUACGUAUAUAAUACAUAUAUAUUUUUUGCCCAGAGAUGCGUGAUUCUCUGCUGUCCGCUACUACGCGGGACAAGCCGAUCCAACGCCACGUGCUUUCGUAAGCAGCGUUUGCCCUGCAAAGCCAACUGGGGGCGAAACGGCCGAAUUUCGGUCCGUGGGGGUGGCCGGAGCUUCGGAAAGGGGGAUGAGGAGGGAAGGACGAUGAAGGUGGGUGCAGUGCUCGCGUGUUCGUUUGGGUUUGCAUCUUGGUUUGAUUUUUUUUUUUUUUUUUUUUCUUUUUUAACUCCGUAUUUCGGCGUUCUCAGCGGCGCUGAGAUCGCGCUCGGACAGACGGACGCAGGAAUCUCGCCGCGUGUAACUUCAGCCUUGCCUGCUUUUGAGUUUAUCUUCUGUUUUGUCAGCCUUUGGCCUUACAGCACCCCAAGUUUUGCGCGGGGUAACCGAUAUUUUAGCGUGGUAGCGUGGCCGAGCACCCUGCGGCGCUGGGUGAAGACUCCAGCCUCUUCCAGGGUCGUGGGUUCGAAUCCCACUGCUGCCAAGGACGACUUAGGUUGCCCAGAGAGGUUUUGGAGGAGAAAUCCCUGGAGAUGCUUAAAACCUGCUUGGGCUCAACCCUUUCUAACUAAGUCUGAUUCAGUUAAACUCAAUAAACAUAGCGAGAGCA
Molecule: messenger RNA, 1918 nt
Organism: Rhea pennata
Lineage: Eukaryota; Metazoa; Chordata; Aves; Rheiformes; Rheidae
Product: C-type lectin domain family 2 member D-like
Exons: 8
Coding region: 429-1049 (206 amino acids)
Source: RefSeq, a predicted model, not a curated record